This is a messenger RNA of Stegastes partitus (bicolor damselfish), 1528 nucleotides long. RefSeq names its product tripartite motif-containing protein 46-like. The transcript is spliced from 2 exons. The coding region runs from base 51 to 515 and encodes 154 amino acids. The record is from RefSeq and is a predicted model, not a curated record. NCBI's taxonomy places the organism in Eukaryota, Metazoa, Chordata, Actinopteri, Pomacentridae.
GAGUGGGUUUGGAGUCCAAACUGCAGGAGUGGUUCCACCUUCCACAAGACAUGGCGAGUCCCCGCUACGACCCAGACAGCGGGCACGACAGCGGGGCAGAAGACGCCCUGGACUCCGCUCCACCCUUCUGCUUCCUCACUAUGGGGAUGGGUAAGAUCUACCUGCCCCAGCACAACUACCACCACCACGGCGGCCACGGCAACGGCAUCCGAGACCCCAUCACCAACGGCAACGGCCCCUCCUCGCCCUCGGGCCUCACCUACCCGCUGCCGCCCCGGCUCGGCGUGUGCCUUGACUUUGAGAAGGGGCGCGUCACCUUCUACGACGCCCACUCCCUGCGGCCCCUGUGGGAGGGCCACGUGGAUUGCUCGGGCCCCGUGUGCCCGGCCUUCUGCUUCAUCGGCGGAGGGGCCCUGCAGCUCCAGGAGCUGGUAGCCAAUCGCAACGCCGAUCAGACUCCGGUCAGACGGGUGACCAUCCAACCCCGAGUCUCCAACAUAAACAACAACAACUGAUGCCUGAUCUGAGGUUGUAAUUGGGAAUGUAUUUGAUAAUUGUGAAGUAUUUACUCAGCUAGAGCGAAGAAAAAAAAAGAAAAAAAGAAGUUAGACAUCUCAGCGAUUUUUUUGUUUUGUAUUUCAUUUUCUUGUAUAAGAAAACGUUUCUAUAGCAACAAAUAUGCAAUGUAAUUAUGUUUCUUACAUUUUUGUUAUAUGCAGUUUUGCAAGAAUUAUUGCUUAAGUAGUGUCUGGUGUAUCCGGCACUUGAUAUGUAAUGAGAUCGUUGAUGCUUGCACUUGUAGCCAGGCUAUAUUGCAUACAUUUAUAAAGCUAAUGUAGAUACGGCACCACACGAUUCUGUCACUCCCGUAGAAGCUUUUACGUCCUUAAUGUUUCCCUUUUGUCUUAGAGAUAUGAACAUUAUGUGAAUAUAUAUAUAUAAAAAAAGAAAAAAACACAAAAGCCUAGACUAUUUUAUUGCAUCUAUAACUAAAUCUGUGUUGAACCACAGCUAAUGCUAGUCACUCAGCCGUUACGAUCCCGACCAAAGUUGUUGUUUUUCUGGGAUGUAAAUGCGCUAAAUUAGAGGUAGAGAGGAACAAUGAGGCAAUACUGUAAUUAGAAGCUCCAAUUAUACCUCUGAUGCACAGCUAAUCACUAGUUUCCACAGUUCUGUUUGUGCAUUGCUGUUUUUGUAUUUCAAAUAUGUGAGUCUGAUGAUGUCUGUGUGUGUGUGUGUGUGUGUGUUUUAUCCCCUGUGUGCACGGGAGCGUGUGGUCUGACUGAUAACAGCGCCGACCGGCUGACGGUAUAAAGUUGUUUCCUCGCAAACAAUACUUUCUUUUCUUUUUUUUGGUUGUUGUUUUUAACCUCGCUUGAUUGUAAGUUAAUGAGCCGCGCCUCUUCUGAAAAGAAAAGCAGAUUAACUCCAUGUAGAACUUCACCUGCUGGCAGAAUGUUUGCUAAAGAAAAAUGGAUUAAGGAAAUAAACACGGAAUAAAUUCAAAUUGUUUAAAUUACAAAACAAA